UGCCCACGAGCAUGGGUGUGUAGGGCAGGCUAAACAUCCGAGAAUACAAAGAAAGAGGCACCAUGGCCGAAAUAUCUCUGUAUCUCACCAACGUGAAUGUGUCUUUGGGCCAAACGAUGGACGUAGAGAAGAGCCCCAGCACAGGGAAGGACUUUGAGAGUGUCGAGCUGGGAGACCUGGAGAAGGGGGAUCAGAAAGAAGAGAAAGCCCCACGAAGGAUCAUCCAUUUCUCUAGCGGAGAAACCAUGGAAGAGUACAGUACAGACGAGGAGGAGGGGGAGGACAAGGAACCAGAGAAGAAGGACCUACUGUCCCCCCCUGUGGAUGCGGUGAGGAACAAGCUGACUUGGGGCCCGUACUUCUGGUUCCAUAUGUGGAGAGCAGCUACCUCCACUGUUUCAGCUUGUGACUACCUCGGGGAGAGGAUGGCCUCGCUCUUUGGAAUCACAUCGGCCAAAUACCAGUACGCCAUCGACGAGUAUUACAGGAUGAGGAAGGAGAAGGAGGAGGAAGAUGAGGACAACCGGUUAUCAGAGGAGGCGGAGCAAUACUUUGUCGAGAAUCAGGACGAGGAGAUCCAUGGACCAAUGACGGAUCAGCCAGAGGGAACCGCUACCACCCCCCACUCCACGGACACCUAUCAGGUUGAGAAAGAGGCCAAGGCCACGCCUACUGCCAUCAGGGUCCCAGCCAUUGUCACGACAACAACCUAACUGACUUCUGGAGAGAUGAUUAUGUGUUGUCCAUAUUUGUUUUGUUUUAAUUUGUCAAGGAGGUGGAGGCGCUCUGUGGUCUGUCUCUCUGAUAGUGCUGAACGAUUAACCGAAAUUUCUCUAGAGAUAAAUCAGAUCCAGACUGAACUGUGCGAUGUAGUACGGCGUUGUAGUUUCCAACAGGCCAAUAUUCUACAUAGUUUAGCAUGUAAAACGUGGUAAUUAACUAUAAUACCCAUAAUCCAUUUCGCAUCUGCUUGUCCGGUCUGUUUCUUUUACUGCUUCUACAGAAGAGAGAAGAAUGCGAGAUUGUGAGGUGAUAUAGAGAGCAGCUGUUGCUUCGCGAGGUAUCUCUACCUGAAAAUACAUGAUCUAAGUGAUUGAUAUUGGUAGAAAUCACUUGGUAUUCAGCCGUCAAACGUAUGCCUUAUUUACUUUUUAAGAACAACUUAAAUAGUGAUUUUGUCAGGCAGCAGCUCUAUAGAUAUGAUGACUUGGAAUUGAAUAUAAAUGAAUCAAAUAAAACAAAUGUAAUAUACACAACUGAAAUAUUUGAAUAAAGUAAUGUGAAUAAAUUAUGGUUAAUAAGUGAUGGGCAGUCACUACCAUCAUGGGACUUUUAUUAAUAGUUUUAUUCUGUGUUACAGCAUUCAACCCACAUAAUGCAUAUUGCAUUUUAUGUUUGCAAAAAUGAUUGAAACCGAAAUUGAAAACCAUGAUUAUUUUUUAAAUAUCGAACCGAAACAGAACCGACCUGUAAAAACACUAAUCGCUCAGCACUACUCUCUGAGCUCACAUUUGGUUGUGGAUAUGAAGGAGCCAUCUAUAAACCUGGGAGUCAGACCUGCUACUGCUUUAGCCCACGCCUCUGUCAUGCCAUUAAUACCAGACUACAAAGAACUAUGACAACAAACAGCAAAAGACAAUGACAGAGUAGCGACAAAGAAGUUUGUUUGAGUCGGUUGAAGCAGAAGCUGAUCCGACUACAGGGCUAGCCUUCAGUGGGCAGUGCAGUGCCACUGUCCUUUCUGUAAUCCUAUAGUACAGGCACAGUGUGGUACGGUAGUAGUACUGUAUCGUUUAACUAUGUGUCUCCAGUGGCCUUACCCCUAACUGGAGGCUGGUCCUAACAUUCCAACCUUGUGUCUAUCUAUCUGGUGCCUCUGAAGGGCUGUGUUCUUUUUAGCCUAAACCACAGAGCCAAGUAGUAGCCUAAACCUUAAUGCACUCGAACACAGGAAGCCUUCCUCCUUUAUACACUACUACUAGCAUGUCACUCGUUUUAAUUUAGACAACAUUUGUUUAAAUACUUGGUUGAGCACUGACCUAAACAUGGUGUGUUGUUUCUCUGUGUAGCAUUACUGGCUUGUGGUCACUUGGUGACUUGUAAUUUGGAACAUCUUUUCAGGCUAUUGGUGUAGCUGAGAUUUUGUAAAGGGAGUAUAAUCUAUGUCAUAUUUGUUUUUACUAGUCCAUUGGCCUAAUGCACAGUUGCCCUUGUUGUAAAGGAACUUAUGUUAAACAUUCUUUUGAUAUUCACAUAUUUAUUAUUAUUUUUGUAUUUUCUGAGCACUUUUUUACAACCUACUUUAUGUAACAACACCUUGAUAAACUGUUAAUAAAUAUACUUAACUAUGCUUUAA
Molecule: messenger RNA, 2356 nt
Organism: Salvelinus namaycush (lake trout)
Lineage: Eukaryota; Metazoa; Chordata; Actinopteri; Salmoniformes; Salmonidae
Product: protein FAM177A1-like
Exons: 5
Coding region: 63-713 (216 amino acids)
Source: RefSeq, a predicted model, not a curated record